Aspergillus campestris IBT 28561 is the source of this 2962-nucleotide messenger RNA. Its product is annotated as putative PHD transcription factor. The transcript is spliced from 2 exons. NCBI's taxonomy places the organism in Eukaryota, Fungi, Ascomycota, Eurotiomycetes, Eurotiales, Aspergillaceae. The record is from RefSeq and is a predicted model, not a curated record. Gene Ontology annotation, cellular component: Set1C/COMPASS complex. The coding region runs from base 1 to 2619 and encodes 872 amino acids. Gene Ontology annotation, biological process: positive regulation of DNA-templated transcription.
AUGGCCGGCGAUACGGACGCGCCUGCGAAUGGCACCACGGCGAACGGUCCUAAACACGAUCGCAAAACCACCAUAAACCCUUACGAGACAGAUCCUGAAAUCAUUCCCAAGGAUGAUCCCUUCCUGGCUCGAAGCGCACUAUAUGGUCGGUACAUGGCACGUGACAGUGAUUUCCGCCCCCGCCAUGAUCGCUGGCACGAGGCCGAUUCCGAAGCCAAUUCGUACUGGCAGGAGGUUGUGAAAACAUCAUGUACGCCGGAGAAUUCGUUGAACAUACCGGGGGAACGGGAAGCUUUUGCUGCGGGCAGCAUUGUCAUCCGAGUCGACAGCGAGGUGGUCACCGAUGAAGCUGCAACAAUGUUUUCAUGUGCCAAUGCGAAUGAGCUGAGUGCUGCGAGAAAGGCAGAAGACGUUCUUCGGGAUAUGGACGUCACUGUGCCAGUCGUAUACUACUGUGGGACUGUCGACGGGAAGAAUGUUACGGUGGAGUCACGGCUUCCGGGCGUUUCUCUGGACGUGGCUUGGGGAUACUUGACAGUUGACCAGGUCGACAUGCUCAAAGAUCAGUGUCGUCGAGUGUUGGAGCGUCUAGGAGGCGUCGAAACGGCGCCGGAGCCUUCCUACGUUUGCCGCGGACUCAACUCACAUAUCCCACCAGGGAUCUCGGCUUCCGAGAAAGAUAUACUGUUUAAGGAACCCCAGGAAGAUGAGAGUCUAUGUUUUGUGCACAAUUGUAUGGCUCGGUCAAAUAUCAUUGUCAACGACGAUCGCAUUGUGGGACUGCUUGACUGGCGGAAUAGUGGAUUCUUUGGCCUGCAAAGAGCGAGUAAGGUACAUCGACAAUUCAGGGGUGAACAUGAGGACGGCGAUUCUACAUGGGCCGAUAUUUACGAGGGUGUGUCUUGUUCUAGAGGGGGGGAUGAGGCUACAGGAGAUCGGUCUGUAACCGCGGCCAGAGUGAAGUCGGAACCUUCUCAGAUGAAUUUGGACAAGGUUCCCUUGGACGAGAACGACGAAGUGAAAAACGAAUUGCCUCAGUUGGACGGAUCGGACCUGCCCGAGGAACACCCUACCUCAAAAAAGAUCGCGGGUCUCAGGCAAGGGUCAGCCUCCAGGGCGUCGUCCUCCGAUCGAUCAUCCCCACCGGUGUCUGUAAAGCCCGGCUCGUCCGUUCGGAAGUCGACCACUGGAGCUACCAAGAAAGGCACGGGAAGGAAAUCUACCGGCAAGAAACGCAAGCUCGACGCAGACGAAGAGAGUGUCGAUUCUCGCCGAUCCAACACGCCAUCAUCUACCCGGACGAGCAAAGCUCCGGCAUCAAAAAAGCCCGGCCCUGCGUCUCUCGCCAGCUCUCCAGCCCCCGAGCCGCCGAAGAAGAAAGGGAGGCGGAAAAGCACGAAGAAAUCCGUCGAAGACGACGAGGACUCAGAUGAAGAUGGCGGGGUAUUCUGCAUCUGUCGCAAACCUGAUAACCAUACGUGGAUGAUCGGUUGCGACGGAGGCUGCGAGGAUUGGUUCCAUGGGAGGUGUGUGAACAUUGACCCACGAGACGCCGAGUUGAUCGACAAGUACAUCUGCCCGAACUGCCAUGAAAAUGGCAAAGGCCGCACUGCAUGGAAGCCGAUGUGCCGGCUGACAGAAUGUCGCAAGCCCGCUCGCUACCUCGAAAAACACCGCAGUAAAUAUUGCUCUGAUGAGCACGGGCGAGAAUUCAUGCGACAGAAGGCCGCGUAUCUCAACCUGGACUUUGACACAGGAUUCCAACGGCGAAUUCCCACAGCAGUCAACGGAUCUGCCACUCCAAAUGGAGUAGCUACAAACGGUCGCCCCAGCGGCGAAGCCGACGACCUAGGCAGCCGCGGUGGCGUCCUCACAGCAGCCGAUCUCAAAGCCGUCGCCACAGGAGUAUCCUCCGUCCGGGAGUUCCGCAAGCUCGGCGCACGGAUCGUGUCCCCUCCUCCAGACGAGGUGGAGGAAGACGCAGAGACGGGGACGAAGACGAAGCGCGAGAAAAAACUGGGUCUGGACGCGGACGUCGACGGGCUCAGUUACUCGCCGGACGAGGCAUCGAAGCUCGACGAACUGCGCCAGAAGCGCGCCGACCUGCUCCACCGUCAGCAGAUGCUGGAAACGCGCAACACGUUCCUGGGGCUCGUCCGCCAGCGUUCGAAGAGCGUGCUCGAGCGUCUGAAGCAGUCUGAUCCCAAGGGCGGCUGGAAGGACAUCUGCGGGUUCGACUCGCGGCUUGCCUGGUCGGACGAGGAGUUCGACGAGUGGCGCCUGUCCGAGCUGGGGUUCAAGGCCCUCGUUGAUGGCACCCCCGAGGCACUGGCCUCCAGUUACCCGGAUGAGGCGGCCGACCAGGACGGCGACGUCCACAUGAACGGGACGAAACCCGACGACAACGAUCUCUCCAGCGCGACCCGCGGCGUCUGCACUAAGAAGCGCUGCGAGCGACACAAGCAGUGGGUCAAAGUCCACCAGCAGGAACUCCUCUUCGAGGAAGAAACGCUCAGUCAGGACCUGGCCAAGUGCGAGAAGGAGGCGCAGAAUGUCGUCGAGCGCGCGGUCCUGCGUAUGUGGGCCGAGAAAGACAACGCCCAGGUUGGAGGGCAAUGAUCUCACUCUGCAUUAUACCAUCGUCACCCCUACCAAUUUCUUCUUCGCCUUGCUCAUCACUCUUGGGAGCAUCACUUUAUGUCUUACAAACGCUGGAAACAACAAAAGUACUGAACGUGCUCAAUAUCAUUGAUACCCUUUUGCGGGAUAAAGGUGGGAUAUUUGAAAUGGAGUUUUCUUACGAAUCUCUUGGGCAGCGAGAGUCGCUACAUAUCAGAAGCAUUGAUUGGCGUUAGUUUAUUCUGUUUUUCUCUUUAUUUACUUAUCUUUCCUUCGUCAAGGUCAGGGAAACUAAAAGCCCGGUGAUGAGUUGGCUGUAUGGAUAUUUGGUGGAUAGAUAGAC